AUGACCAUGGCGUCACUGUCAUGUACAUUUGACCUAUUAGAACACAUCAAGACCAGCAAACCCAAUAAGAGGAAAAAUAGCAUCGAUAUACACGGUUAUCUGGCGGACAAUGCCCUCUGUCCCCUCCUCACACUAAAAGAGUACCUUAAGAGGACAGCACCUUUGAGGGGCACCGAGAGGAAACUAUUUGUCAGCUUCUAGUUUCUAGGGACACUAUUUCUAGAUGGGCUAAACUCGGACUGGAAUCAGCAGGAAUUGAUACAAGUCAAUUCACUGCUCAUAGCAUCAGGGCAGCUACUUCAUCCAAAGCAAGGGAGAGAG
Messenger RNA from Porites evermanni, 321 nucleotides. The record is from the annotation of a GenBank genome assembly. Lineage: Eukaryota; Metazoa; Cnidaria; Anthozoa; Scleractinia; Poritidae.